Messenger RNA from Alexandromys fortis (reed vole), 11467 nucleotides. RefSeq names its product neurobeachin like 1 (gene Nbeal1). Bases 380 to 8305 code for a protein of 2641 amino acids. The transcript is spliced from 54 exons. Gene Ontology annotation, biological process: intracellular protein localization. Gene Ontology annotation, molecular function: protein kinase binding. NCBI's taxonomy places the organism in Eukaryota, Metazoa, Chordata, Mammalia, Rodentia, Cricetidae. The record is from RefSeq and is a predicted model, not a curated record. Gene Ontology annotation, cellular component: membrane; cytosol.
AGGCGCCGGAAUGGUUAGCCGAGGGGCUGCUCCGCCCCCGGCUCCUCCCGCCCCCGCCUCCCGCCGGCUCGGCUUCGGGUUGACACGGGGCUUAGCCCGGCAGGGCGGAGGGCAGCAGGUUAGCCCGCGGCUGGGUGGCGGCGGCAGGCCUGAGCGCGACUUAUUUACAAGCCCAGCUACUACUGAUGAAGAUGUGUUGGGAGAGUGGCUGCUGAAAUUGACCUUUACUGACCCGAGACAGUUUUAUUUGUUUUACUUGUUUAUCCCCCUGCUUUGAGUUUUACUGCAAUGGCUGAGAAACUUGAAAAAUAAAAUAACAUGCUGUGGUCUUGAACCUUCUUUCUGAGGAAAUACUGAAGUGCCAAAGUGGAAAGCCAGAAUGGCAGCCAGAGAUAGGCUCUUUGAACUUUGGAUGCUUUAUUGUACAAAGAAAGAUCCAGAUUACCUGAGACUAUGGUUGGACAAUUUUGUUUUAAGUUAUGAACAAUUUUUAGAUGUUGACUUUGAAAAGCUUCCUACCAGGGUAGAUGAUAUGCCUCCAGGAAUAUCUUUGCUUCCUGAUAAUAUUCUUCAGGUUCUGAGGAUCCAGCUGCUACAUUGUGUUCAGAAAACAGCAGAUGGGUUAGAGGAACAGCAACAAGCAUUAUCAAUUUUGCUCGUCAAAUUCUUUAUUAUUCUUUGCAGGAAUUUAUCAAAUGUAGAAGAAAUUGGGACUUGCUCCUAUAUUAAUCAUGUUAUUACCAUGACAACACUGUAUAUUCAGCAAUUAAAAAGCAAAAAAAAGGAAAAGGAAAUGGCUGAUCAGACAUCUAUUGAAGAAUUUGUGAUCCAUGCAUUGGCAUUCUGUGAAAGUUUAUAUGAUCCUUAUAGAAAUUGGAGACAUAGAAUUUCAGGACGAAUCCUUAGUUCUGUGGAAAAGAGCAGACAGAAAUACAAGCCAGCUUCUCUCACAGUGGAGUUUGUUCCUUUCUUUUAUCAAUGUUUUCAGGAAAGUGAACAUCUCAAGGAAAGUCUUAAGUGUUGCUUAUUGCAUCUCUUUGGAGCCAUUGUAGCCGGUGGGCAGAGGAAUGCUUUGCAAGCAAUUUCUCCAGCCACCAUGGAAGUUCUCAUGCGAGUUUUGUCUGAUUGUGAUUCAUGGGAGGAAGGAGAUCCUGAGGAAGUGGGUAGGAAGCGAGAACUAACUCUGAAAUGCCUGACACAAGUGGUACAUAUCCUUCUUACUAGCAGUUCUGACCAGCGUCAGGUGGAAACCAGUACCUUACUGGAGAACUAUUUUAAAUUGCUCAAUUCAGAUCACUCAGCUUUACCCAAACAGAGGAAGUUCAUGCGGUGGGAAUGCCAGUUCAUAGUUCUGCAGAUUAAGAUGCUCAAUACCAUCACAGCCAUGUUAGACUGCGCAGUCAGGCCUGUUCUUCAGGCCAUUUUCCUUAACAGUAAUUGCUUUGAACAUCUCAUACGACUUCUACAGAACUGCAAGGUAUUUCAGGGGCGGUUAGAUUGUUUGGCUGUAUCAACAAUUCAAGCUUUGACAGCAGUGAUGAAGAAUUCUCCAGCUGCUAAGGAAGUAUUUAAAGAAAGAAUUGGCUAUAUGCACAUGUUUGAGGUAUUGAAAUCUUUGGGUCAGCCAUCACUAGAACUGCUUAAAGAACUUAUGAAUAUGGCUGUAGAAGGUGAUCAUACUUCAGUUGGUAUUUUGGGCAUUAGUAAUGUCCAUCCUCUCUUGGUUCUUAUCCAAUGGCUUCCGGAGCUAGAAUCACAUGACCUACAAAUAUUCAUCUCUGAUUGGCUGAAAAAAAUUUGUUGUAUUAAUAAGCAGAGCCGAACUAUGUGUGUGAAUGCAAACAUGGGAAUAAGAAUCAUUGAAACCCUUGAAUCCCAUUCUUCCCUACAUCGAACUUGUGCUGAGAACUUGAUAACAAUUCAUGGUUCAUUGGGGAGUCUGUCUGUGAGCUCAGAAGAAAUCCGUCGACUACUACGAUUGCUGAGAGUAGAUGAAUCUGAGUUUAUUCACCCGUAUACCAUUCCUGUGACUCGUGCAAUUCUGACAAUGGCGCGGAAACUCAAUCUUGAGAGUGCACUGCAGUAUUUUAAUUUGUCACAUAGCAUGGCAGGAAUUUCUGUGCCUGCCAUUCAGAAAUGGCCUGGGUCUGCAUUUUCCUUCUCUGCUUGGUUUUGCUUAGAUCAGGAUCAAUUACCCCUUGACACUGCUAACAAAGGAGGAAAAAGAAAACAAUUAUAUAGUUUUUUUACAGGAAGUGGAAUGGGUUUUGAAGCUUUUAUUACUCACUCAGGUAUGUUGGUUGUGGCAGUGUGCACAAAAAGAGAAUAUGCAACAGUUAUGCUUCCUGACCACAGUUUCUGUGACUCUCUCUGGCACAACAUAACCAUUGUUCACAUGCCUGGGAAAAGGCCCUUUGGUCAGAGCAUCGUCUAUAUCUAUGACAAUGGACAACAAAAGGUUUCUGCUCCUCUCAGAUUUCCUGCCAUGAAUGAGCCAUUUACUUCCUGUUGUAUUGGUUCAGCUGGACAAAGAACCACUACUCCUCCACCAUCUCAAAUCCCAGAUCCACCGUAUUCUACUCCCAUAACCCCUCACCGGACAUCAUUUGGUGGAAUAUUGUCAUCAGCCUCCUGGGGUGGAACAAUUGAAAAAUCAAAAUUAAUUACGAAAUUAAUUUCAGCUGGAACUCAAGAUAGUGAAUGGGGUUGCCCCACAUCCUUGGAAGGGCAGCUAGGUUCUGUUAUUGUAUUCCAUGAAGCACUCCAGCCUUCACAGGUUAAGGCCUUAUAUUUAGCAGGUCCAAAUUGCUUAAGCCCUUGGAAGUGUCAGGACUAUGAUAUGGCCGGCCUACCAAGUAACAUCCUCCUUCAGUACACAGCAAAGGCUUGCGAAAAUUCAAUUUGCCUUGACUUGUCUACUAAUUAUUUGCAUGGAAGAUUAACAGGAAACAAAGUAGUGAAUUGGGACAUUAAAGACAUCAUCAAUUGCAUAGGUGGGCUAAAUGUACUUUUUCCUAUCCUGGAACAAAUAAGCCACUUUAUUGAAGGACAGACUUCUGAAGGAAUGAAUGAAAACACAGUUCCUGAAUUAAUAACACCGAUUGAACAGGAAUGUAUGGCAUUGUCCUCCACAAAGGCAUCAGAGUCAAGACUAGAGAGAAAUCUAGUUGCAACAUUUAUCUUGAUUGUGAAGCACUUUAUUCAGAGGCAUCCUAUCAACCAGGACAAUCUCAUUCAGUCCCAUGGGGUUGCAACUCUUGGUGCCUUACUUCAAAAGGUGCCAGGUACCCUAAUGGAUGUUAAUGUAUUGGUGGCAAUUCAAUUACUAAUUGAACAGGUAUCAUUAGAAAAAAACACAUUAUUGCUUCAACAAAUGUAUCAGUAUUUACUCUUUGACUUCUGCAUUUGGAACCGUGGAGAUUUCCCUUUUCGGAUUGGCCAUAUACAGUAUAUUUCAACUAUCAUUAAAGACAGCAGGAGAAUUUUCCGGAAGAAGUACGGUGUGCAGUUUCUCCUAGAUACACUUAGGAUUUAUUAUGGGCAUGGUUAUACAUGUAAUGAGCUUUCUCCAGAAGAUAUUCGAACAAUUAGGACUUCUUUGUAUGGGCUAAUUAAAUAUUUUCUUUGUAAAGGUGGAACUCAUGAAGAAAUACAAAGUAUCAUAGGUUACAUAGCUGCUACUAAUGAGGAAGAACAGCUUGUUGGAAUUUUGGAUAUACUCUUCAGUCUUCUACGAACCAGCCCAACUAGAGGUCAGCUUUUCUCACUGAUGUUUGAACCAGGAAAUGCUGAUAUACUGUAUGCUUUGCUGCUAAAUCAGAAGUACUCUGACAAACUAAGAGAAAUCAUUUUUAAGGUUAUAGAGCAGAUGUUAAGAUGCACCAGUGUUUAUGAACGUAGUAAGCAACGCAUCCGUCUCAGAGAAGUUGGCUAUUCAGGAAUUGGACUCCUCCUUAAUGAAGUUCCAGUUAAUGUGUCUCUCAUUAAAAACCUUGUCAAUCAAAUCAUUAAUGCAGAUCCUGUUAUCAAUUUCAAAGAUCUGUUAUCUGUAGUAUAUAUCUCUCACAGAACACACGUAAAUGUCAGAAUGGUCCUCUGUAGAAAGAUAUUACAGAUUUUGCAGUCCCAGCCAGAAGCAGCACACCAGAUAGCACAGCAAGUGGGUUGGCAAGAUACCUUUGUUAGACUUCUCCUAAAAGCAAACUUUGAAAAUGUAAAUUCUCUUCAUAAACAUGGAAAGGCUGUUUCAGUGAAAGAAAAUAAAAAUAUGUCCACUGAAAAGCUAGAUGAUGAAAAAAUGACAUUACCUGAUGUAUCUUCAGAUCAUUGGAGUUUGGAAGAUAGUCAGUCCCUGAACUCAAAUACACCAUUAUUUCAAGAAGUAAACUCUGAAGUAGAAUUAUCUUUCAAGUCAGAAAAUGAAGAAUUCUGGCAUAGUAACACUUCCCAUCUGAGUUUAGAUCUCAGUGGAACUGACUCAUGUGAACUGAGUGAGUGUGGAAGUCAAAUGCCAGACAGUUCACCUAGCACACCAUCCCCAGUGGAGUCUACUAAGUCGUUUUCUGUGCCAUCUGACAGAGAAAGGAGUAUCACAAAUGAAAUGGACUUUAGUGAUGACUUCGCCUUCCUUGAAAGCAAAGAGGAAUGUGAAGAGGAGCUUCUUCAGUUGGUUACAAAUAUUUUGAAUUAUAUAAUGUGUAAAGGACUAGAAAAGUCCGAUGAAGACACUUGGGUUGAAAGAGGACAAGUGUUUUCAGCAUUAACUAAACCAGGAAUAUCAAGUGAACUACUUCGAUCGUCAGAUGAAGUAAAACUAAUUUUGCUACAGAAGAUGUUAGAAUGGACAGUCACAGAACACAGAGAUGCAAAAAGUAGUCCUGUAACUGCUGAAAAUGCCUUCCGACUCAUGCUGAUCAUACAGGACUUCCUGCAGUCAGAAGGACUGGUUAAUUCAAACAUGUGGACUGAGAAGCUUUUAGAAGAUACCACACAGCUCCUUGAUUAUCUGUCAGCGUGGUAUUCUGAGAGUCCAGGAUGGGUAAAGCUCUCUCAGAUACAGAUCCAGUUGCUUCUGGAGUUCAUUGGAAGAGGCAGUUUGCAGGUUUGUGCAAUAGCAUCAGCUAAGCUAAAUGCCCUUCUUCAGACUAAAGUGAUUGAAAAUCAAAAUGAAGCAUGCUACAUUUUAGGGAAACUAGAACAUAUUCUAAGUCGGUCGAUCAAGGAACAGACAGAAAUCUAUUCAUUUCUGAUUCCUCUUUUCCGUACUCUGGUUUCUAAAAUUUAUGAGCUUCUUUUCAUGAACUUGCACCUGCCUUCUUUGCCUUUUACUGAUGGAAGUACUUCAUUUUUUGAAGAUUUUCAAGAAUACUGCAAUUCAGAUGAAUGGCAAGUUUACAUUGAAAAAUACAUUAUACCUUACAUGAAGCAGUAUGAAACACAUACAUUUUAUGAUGGUCAUGAGAACAUGGCACUUUACUGGAAGAAUUGCUAUGAAGCCUUAAUGGUGAAUAUGCAUAAAAGAGACCGAGAGGGAGGAGAAAGUAAAUUGAAAUUUCAGGAGUAUUUUGUGGAGCCAUUUAAUCGAAAAGCACGUCAAGAGAACUUGAGGUACAAUAAUAUGAUUAAACAACUUAGCAGUCAACAGUUGGCCUCUUUUAGAUGGUGGAAGGCAAUUAGACUCUAUCUUACAUGUGAAAGGGGGCCUUGGGCUAAAAGGAAACAGAAUCGAAUUCAUUGGAAACUGGCUAAUGUAGAAAAUUAUUCCCGCAUGAGACUUAAACUGGUACCUAAUUAUAAUUUCAAUAACCAUGAGGAUGCUAGUGCCUUAAGAGAUAAUUUAGGUGAGUUACAUGAUGAGAAGGAAGAACAGGAUCAAAAGGAAAAAUUGGUGUUGACUGAAGACUGUGAACUCAUUACAGUAAUCAACAUAAUUCCUGGCAGAUUAGAAAUCACUACUCAACACAUUUACUUCCAUGAUAACAGUAUUGAAAAAGAAGAUGGAAUAGGCUUUGAUUUUAAGUGGCCUCAUUCUCAAAUUCGAGAGAUUCACUUACGUCGUUACAACUUAAGAAGAUCAGCACUUGAGAUAUUUCAUAUUGAUCAAUCUAACUACUUUCUCAAUUUCAAAAAAGAGGUUAGAAACAAAGUAUAUAGCAGCCUGUUGUCACUUCAUUCUCCUAAUAGUUAUCGAGCAAGAUCACCACAAGAAUUGUUCAAAGCAUCAGGAUUGACACAGAAAUGGGUGAAUCGAGAGAUAACAAACUUUGACUACCUCAUUCAAAUAAACACAAUGGCAGGACGAACCUAUAAUGACCUUGCACAGUACCCUGUAUUUCCCUGGAUUUUGCAAGAUUAUACUUCAGAAGAGUUGGACCUUAAUAACCCCACUGUGUUUCGAGAUCUUUCUAAACCAAUUGGAGUAGUUAAUGAAAAAAAUGUGAAAGCUAUGCAAGAAAAGUAUGAAACUUUUGAGGAUCCAAUGGGAACGAUUGAUAAGUUUCAUUAUGGUACUCACUAUUCAAAUUCUGCAGGUGUCAUGCACUAUCUUAUCCGUGUAGAACCGUUUACUACCCUCCACAUCCAGCUUCAGAGUGGAAGAUUUGACUGUGCAGACCGGCAGUUCCAUUCCAUCCCUGCUACCUGGCAAGCUCUUAUGGAUAAUACAUAUGAUGUAAAAGAACUUAUUCCUGAAUUCUUCUAUUUCCCCGAGUUUUUAGAAAAUCAAAAUGAAUUUAAUCUGGGUCACCUACAAGUUUCUCAAGAAUUGGUAAAUGAUGUCAUUCUUCCAAGAUGGGCUAAGUCAGCUGAAGAUUUUAUUUAUAAACACAGAAAAGCUCUGGAGUCUGAGUAUGUUUCUGCUCAUCUUCAUGAAUGGAUAGACCUGAUUUUUGGCUACAAACAAAGAGGACCAGCUGCAGUGGAAGCACUCAAUGUCUUCUAUUACUGUAGUUAUGAAGGUGCUGUAGAUCUUGAUGCCUUAACAGAUGAAAAGGAAAGAAAAGCCUUAGAAGGGAUGAUUAACAAUUUUGGACAAACACCUUGUCAGCUGUUAAAGGAACCCCACCCUCCAAGAUUAUCAGCAGAAGAAGCCAUACAAAAGCAAACCAAAACAGAAAUCUCAACCCUCAACCUCUUUCAGCAUCUCACUGAAUUGAAGUCAUUUUUUAUAGAGGGAAUUAGUGAUGGUAUUCCUCUAUUAAAGGCCAUCAUCCCCCAAAAUCAAUCUCGUUCUUUUAUGUCUCAAGGCAGCCCUGAGUUACUGAUAACAGUAAGCGUUAAUUAUGUUAUUGGAACCCAUGGAUGGCUGCCUUAUGACAGAAAUAUUUCUAACUACUUCACAUUCAUCAAGGAUCAAACUGUGACUAACCCAAAAGCUCAGCGAACUGUGAAUGGUCCUUUUGCUCCAGGGCUGGAAAUCACUUCCAAGCUGUUUGCAGUGUCGCAUGAUGCGAAGCUGCUCUUCAGUGCUGGACACUGGGAUAACAGUAUCCAAGUAACAUCACUUACCAAAGGCAAGAUAGUCUCACAUAACAUCCGACAUAUAGAUAUUGUGACUUGCUUAGCUACAGAUUACUGUGGAAUACACUUGAUUUCUGGUUCCAAGGACACUACAUGUAUGAUAUGGCAGAUAACACAGCAGGGAGGCGCUGCUGUGGGCUUAGCAUCUAAACCUUUUCAGAUUCUUUAUGGACACACUGAUGAGAUACUGAGUGUGGGCAUCAGCACUGAACUUGACAUGGCAGUGUCAGGGUCAAGGGAUGGUACUGUGAUUAUACAUACCAUUCAGAAAGGUCAAUACAUGAGGACUUUACGGCCACCUUGUGAGAGUUCCCUGUUCCUGACCAUUCCCAGUUUGGCUGUCUCUUGGGAAGGACACAUUGUCAUCUAUUCCAGCUUGGUGGAGAAGCCCGCUCUCAAGGAUAAGAACAUGUUACAUGUGUUUUCUGUAAAUGGAAAGCAUCUGGGGUCUCAAGUCCUAAAUGAGCAAAUAUCAGACAUGUGCAUAAUUGGGGAGCACAUAAUCACUGGCAGCAUACAAGGGCUCCUGUCUAUAAGAGAACUUCACAGUUUGAAUCUCAGCAUCACUCCAUUAGCCAUGCGAUUACCUAUCUACUGUGUUUCCGUAACCAAAGAAUGCAGCCACAUUCUUGUAGGCUUAGAAGAUGGCAAAUUGAUUGUAGUAGGUGUUGGCAAGCCAGCCGAGAUGCGUUCGGGUCAGCUUUCUCGAAAAUUGUGGGGAUCUAGCAAGCGACUCAGCCAGAUUUCAGCUGGAGAAACUGAAUAUAAUACUCAAGAUUUCAAAUGAUUGUUAUUCCCACCUCCUGUGAUGGAAAACCAAACUCCAGUUAUUGCUUUGUCACUUUAGCUGCGCCCUACGCUGGAAGUCUUCAAGGAUUUUAUCUUUAAAAACGUUUAAAGAUUACGACAGUUUGAUAUUUGUGAAGAUGUAGGUUGAGUUGUAGAGGCUAAGGCAGGUGGAUCUUAAGUUCAAGGUCAGCCUGGGCUACAUAGCAAGACCUUGCCACAAAAAUUAAGUAAAUAAAUAAAGAAUAAAAAUAAAGGUGUAGGUUCUAUUAAAUCAGUUUUAAAAGUUUCAUCAGCAAUGAGUCUAGUUUUGUUAACCAGUACUAAAGUUGAAUUGAGAAAAUAUAUUUGAUUCAAUUUGGUAAUCCAUUCCUAAAUAAUUAAAUCCAAUUUUUAAGAAACAAACAUCUAAUAGUAUAUACUUAGAUUGAAUUCCCUUAAUCUUAGUAGCAAAAUUUAAGACAUUUCUGAUAAAGUAGCAUAGAUUAGAUGAUGGAGAGUUGAGAGAAGUGGCUUUUCAUGUAUUCUUCAGAUAAUCAUUUUUCUUUUGACUCACCAUUUCAUUAAAAGCAUAACCUUUUAAGCAUUUGUUGUACAAUUGAAUUUUCAAAAAUUGCAGGUCUGUAUAAUUGGAUUAAAUACAAAUAUUGAAAUAAACAUUGGUUUAUUUCCCUACCUUUAAUAUAUUAGUAAUAAAAAUUUACUAAAUUGUAUUAUUAUCCUUAAGUAACAAAAGUUGAAUAGGAAAAAGAAAAACUAGAGAUAAUCUUGACGAAUGUACUUCAUUAGCAGUAUAUUCAAACAAAAAUGCUGACUGUGGCCCUGGCUAGCUGGUGAGUAACAUUUGCAGCACAAUUUACAUGUGUGAAGUUCAAAAUUUUGUGAAUUUGUCUUUAUUAAGCAAAAACUGUACUCUCUUUGUGGUUAAUCCUUUCUGUCCUGAUGAUCAUGAGUUGUCAGUGAUGUUCUAAGAGGUCAUGAAAGACGGAGUAACGCUGCAUAGUUCAGAGUAGCCAUUUAGAUAAAGCAAAAUCUUUUAUUGCAUGUUAUACACAACUGUUUGGAUGAUAGCUAUUUUGUUACAGUUUGUUAAAUAUUACAUUAUGUCUAAUUUUUUAAGUAAAAAUGUUGAUUGAUUUAAUUUGGAAUUCAAAGUAAUUGUUAUUUAUUUUUUGUAAAAUUGACUUUUGAGUUAUUAGGUUAGAGAAGUUUUACAAGUAUUGGCAAUCUGAGAUUACACAAGCUUUGGGAAGAUUGGUGAAUCUCUGAAGUUGUACGGAAAUUUAUAUAUUGAGCCUAUUUUCAGGAAAGAAUUAUUGCAUGAUUUUCUUAAAAUGAUUUAUGGGCAACAACAGAUGAUUUUACAAUGGUAGCCUUUCAAAAUUAUAUUCUCUUUUAUUCUGCUGACCAUACAUUUCCUUAUACCUCAUUGUCUUUUCAGUUGAAUCCUGAAGAAAUUUUGAUUUUUCAUUUUCCCUCUCCUAUUGACCACAGUAUCCUAUGGUCUUUUCUUUAUAAUCCCAUAAAUAAGCUUUUUAAAAUAUAGGUGUAAAAGACUAUGUUUAGGAAAAUUUUACAAUAUUCUGACUUGUUGUUGGUCAGGAUUAGUAAAACACUGUAAAAUCACUGUUAAUAAGUUAAAAUUGUCUGAUUCGGGAAAAAAUAGCUUCAAAUGGCACUGAUAUCAACUGGUAGAAAAGUAGAAUUUGUGUAAAUGUGAUGAUUUCCUUUUUGAAAGACUUCAGGAAUUUGUUGGAAGUGUCAGGAGUCAAUAGAGAUGAUUAUGGUACAUGAAACAUUUCUUUUUUUCAUUUCUGCUCCCCCAGUUUCCACAUACUGGACCAUCUAUUCAUAAAAAUUAUAAGGGAGUUCAUGUCAGAACCAACAUGAUUGAGUGAUUUUUUUUCUUAUUGUUGGGCUUAUUUUUUAUUUAUAUAUUUUAUUUUUGUUUUUUUGUUUUGUUUCGUUUUCUUCAAGACAGGGUUUCUCUGUUUAGUUUUGACUGUCCUGGAACUCACUCUGUAGAUCAGAUUGGCCUUAAACUCAAAAAGACCCACCUGCCUCUGCUGCCUCCCAAAUACUGGGAUUAAAGGUGUGUGCCACCACUGCCAAGCAAUGAUUGGUUAUCAGUCCGUAGUAGAAUGCUUGCAUAUAUUGUUCAAGAUCCUGGGUUUACUCCCUAGCAUGUAUGAAAGAGACAGAAGAAACAAAGACAGGUACUAACUGACUCCAAAUCAAGACUUGGUAAGGGUUUCUUUUGGCAGUUUAUCCACGCAUGCUGCUCUUUCAUGGCUCAUAAACAAGAAGCUAUGCUCAGUUUUAUAUAGGUCUGGCCCGUGUACAAUCAAUGUUAGAUGUUAAAGGAGAAUUAUUCCUUUUAAUUAUUUUGAGGUUUAGAAAAUGCUAGCUCUAUUCUUGAAUAAUGAACUUUUUGUUUUGUUGUCGUUGUUUGUUUGUAUUUCAAGACAGGGUUUCUCUGUAUCACCCUGAAACUCACUCUGUAGACCAGGCUGUAUUCGAACUCAGAGAUCUGCCUGAUUCUUCCUCUUGAUUAAAGGUGUGACUACCACCACCCAGCCAAGAAUGAACUUUUGUAUUAAUUAAAAUAGCAAAUUUAGUGGAGCUGUUACCUGAGUUAAUAUAUUCCUCACGUAAACAUUAGAGCCAUGAAAUUAAAAGUCACUAGAUAAUAUCACUAGGAAGAUGCACUUUUACAGUGGAGUGUAGCUGUUAUCCAUAGAAACUUUCAUAAUGUAUAUUGGAAGAAAUUAUUAGAAUGGAUUGAUAGCUGGAUAUUUUAGUUCAUGAGUAUAAAAUCUCAUCUUGGCUGCUGUUGGUGUCAGUUCAUCUUUUCAGGACUUUUCAUCUGCUUUUGUUUCUUGAUAGUAAUAAUGAUGAAUGUUAAAAUCUCAGGUAAUGAGAGAUUUAUGCUAAGAUAAUGUUCUUUCUUUUGGAAAGUGAGGUCAGAAGUUGUUUUGCUGUUGUUGGUGGUGGCAGUGUGUGCACAUUUAUACAAUUUGCUGUAUGUACUUAGAGAAUCAAACACUGUAAUAUAUAACUCCCCCCCAGUCCGUAUUCUGUUAUUGUAAAAUUGAAGAAAAAGAACAAGUCAGAACAUGAAAGUCAAGGAACUGCAAAAAUAAAGAUUAGCAUUAACUUUCUA